GACCUCCCUUUCUGUUAAGCUGUCCUGUUGUCACUUUUUUGCAAGUCACCAGAGAAAACACGUUGUGCGUCUUCACCCCUGACUGUCUUGCGAGGCCUCUUGAGUUCAGUUUCAACGUUUGCAUCCUUCUUGUGCCGAGAGAACGAUUUUACAAGUUGUCAGAACUGGUGGGACCACAUUGUGCCAAGGCUACUGAUAACAUGGCAGCCCAGAAUGGCGAGGCAAAGCGUACCAAGGUUGCGAUGCGAGUCCUGGUGACCGGGGGGACAGGUCUGGUUGGUCAGGCUAUCCGCAGGGUGGUGGAGGAACAGCAGAGCGAGGACGAGGAGUGGAUAUUUGUGUCGUCCAAGGAUGCCGACCUCACAGACACCACAGCCACCCAGGCCCUGUUUGACAAGCACCAGCCGACCCAUGUCAUCCACCUGGCAGCCAUGGUGGGGGGGCUGUUCAAGAACCUCAAGUACAACCUGGACUUCUUGAGGAAUAACAUACGUAUCAACGACAAUGUGCUACAUCUUGCCUAUGAAAAUGGUGUGAGGAAAUGUGUCUCGUGUCUCUCUACCUGCAUCUUUCCCGACAAGACGACGUACCCCAUCGACGAAACUAUGGUCCACAAUGGCCCUCCCCAUGAGUCCAACUUUGGCUAUUCCCAUGCGAAAAGGAUGAUAGACGUCCAGAACAGGGCAUACUAUGUUCAGCAUGGCUGCACGUUUACCUCAGUCAUUCCCACUAAUGUGUUCGGCCCUCAUGAUAACUUCAGUCUGGAGGAUGGUCAUGUGGUGCCUGGACUCAUGCACAAGGUCUACAUGGCCAAGAGAGACAACAAACCGCUGACAGUCUGGGGCACAGGGUCACCAAGGAGGCAGUUUAUUUAUUCUUAUGACCUGGCGCGCCUCAUGGUGUGGGUACUGAAGGACUAUCAGGAGGUCGACCCCAUCAUUCUCUCAGUUGGGGAGGAGGAUGAGAUCUCCAUUAAGGAGUGUGCAGAGCUGGUGGUGGAGGCCAUGGACUUUAAAGGAGAGGUCAUUUAUGACACCACUAAAUCUGACGGUCAGUUUAAGAAGACGGCCAGCAAUGCCAAACUCAGGAAGUACCAGCCUGACUUCAAGUUCACCCCGAUCAAACAGGCUCUGAAGGAGACAUGUGACUGGUUUGCAGAGAACUAUGACAUAGCCAGGAAGUAAGCAGAGCUGGAACCUGGGACAUGUUACUCAAAGGAAGAACUUACAUGCCUCAGAUUGAUUCAAGUGCAGUUCUGGGCAUUUCACUCCAGAGGGAAUUGUUAUUUUCCAAUAGACAAUAUAAUCAGCCGACCUUUUAUUGAAUUCCACUUGUAGUAAAUUAUGCAAUGUGUGUUUUCUAACGCAAUAGGACACUCUAAGUACCAUGCAAAACUUCCAACACUAACUUAGUUGUACACGGAUCAAAUUUUCAAUAACCAUGGAAUAAUGUGAAGUAGUAUGCAUAUAUUACUUCCUAAAAUUAAUAUGUAUCAGAAAAUAAUGCUUCCUUCUGGAGUGGAAUGCCCCUUUAGUUAUGGGAAAUUGUAAGCUUUUAUCAUAGGUUAUUAGCCUAUACAUUUACCACUGCUUCCCUGUAUUUAAGAAUAUUAGCAGCAGAGAUAUGGACUGUGUCAGCCACACUAGAAAAUCAAACUGCCUGCACUUAUAGUAAAUGACCAGAACUGUAACAUUGCAAAUAGGGGACAAAGGCAGUUGCCUGUUUUACUUACAUGCAGGCCCCAUUCAUGAUACAAAAAUCAGAGUGGUUCAAUUUGGCUUGGCUUACAAGUUGACUUAAGCUGGUUUGCAUUUUGCGUUCGUGGCGCACCCACACUCUAACUGUUUCAGUCCAUAAUGCGAUCUCUCCCACUGAUGUUGCUGUAAGCCCGUACAGAAUUGUACUUUUGUAUCGGAUUCUUGGUCUUCGAUCGACAUUGAACUGUUGUCUUGUUGAAGCCUUAGAAAUGUGGUGCAGAACAAGCCGCCUGGAAUCCACUUUGUUCUAGAAACCAUCAUGUUAGCAAAUUAAUCCAGGUUGGCUUACCAAAAGGAUUUCAGUCGUUUUAAUUUUGCAUCAUGGUUGAAUGAUUGUAUGCAACUGUGAAUUUGAUAGUUUGUGAAGCUGAUAAAAACAUUCCAAGGCAACAGCUACACAUGUAUAUAGCCCAUUUUGUGGCUGGUGUUUGUUUUACUAUUUUUGUUGUUGUCAAUUAACAUGCUCUGAUAUAGUGCGCUUUGCCUUUUUCUGAUGCAGUGUGUUUGUGCUAUACCUUUGCCAACGUUGUUAUUGAUGCCGCUUUUGAAUAUGUACAUGUAUGUGUGUUUGUUUGCAGCGUAACAAUAGAAAUUGUGGAUGGAUCUUUAUGAUAUAUAUAGCAUCUAUCUGAUAUUUAGAUAGGUUUAUGGGCUCCAAGCAACUUUCUGUGGAACUGCAUCACAACUUGGUUUUUGUUUUAUCAUUUAUCAUGGACACAAUAGAGUCUAGAGAUUUUUAGGUGGCAUAUAUAAUCUCUUGGUCUCAGGAAACUUUGAACAACUUGUUAUUUGGGUAGACAUCAACUGAUAUGAUUUUUUUGGCAAUGAGAAACCUUUAAAUGUCAGAUUAAUGAUGGGGAUUUUCCUUUAGAUGGUUAAUAUCAUUGAACAUAGAUUAUGGAAAUUAGGGUAUGCUUGACAUAGUUAAUGUGACAAGUAUUUAUUGGGCAAAGGUACAAAUGUAUAGAAAUUGUUUUAUGAUACAGUGUAUGUAACUGACUCAGCCAGGUCAUACAAUGUUAGAAUGAUGUAAGUUAAAUAAUAUACAUAAUCAUAUUGUCAGGAUAUUGGGGCUUUAUCCCCAAGGCACAACGUUACUGCUCUUACAUACUUUGUAUGAUGUCCAUUGCUAUUUUCCACAGUAUGGUGAAUAAAUUCAUGAAGACAGUGAGAACUUUUUGCUGCUGAUGACAUGACUUUGUACACAAUUAAUUAAUUCAAUAUUUCUUGAAUUAACAUAUGCCUUAUUUACAUAAAACACACCUUAUUUACAUACACAUAUAGACCUUGGUAAUGAAUCAUAAAGUUUGCAGCAAUCCAUGUAGCAGUUGACAGAAUUACACUAGACGUAAUAAGUAGGAAAAAACUUAACUGCAGUAAUAUUCUUUGCUGCCAGGGGGCCAAUAUUUCACUUAGUUAGGCAGAAGUACUUACUGUACUUACUUAUCUCUGCAUAGAUAACCCAGUAAUGGAGUGUUAAAUUGACAAGUCCUAAGUCUCAAACAUACCUGUUACAGUAUUUGGGGGAAUAGAAACCUAUUUUUCUACUACAAACCCUGAUUUGAGACAACACAAUGACUCACAUAAACUGCAUGGUAUCAUAUGGAAGAAAAA
Messenger RNA from Branchiostoma floridae (Florida lancelet), 3371 nucleotides. RefSeq names its product GDP-L-fucose synthase-like. Gene Ontology annotation, molecular function: GDP-L-fucose synthase activity. The transcript has 12 exons. Gene Ontology annotation, biological process: nucleotide-sugar biosynthetic process. NCBI's taxonomy places the organism in Eukaryota, Metazoa, Chordata, Leptocardii, Amphioxiformes, Branchiostomatidae. The record is from RefSeq and is a predicted model, not a curated record. Bases 201 to 1184 code for a protein of 327 amino acids.